GGAGCGGAGGACGGUGGGAAGAUUGGCUGCAGCAGUAGCGGUAGCGGAGGCGGUGGUGAGUCUGUUGACGGCGAUAUUCAUAGUAUUGGUGAGGAAAGCGUGGUUGGCAACACGGCCACCACAGCCUCGGUCCUCGGUUCCUUUGCUGGCGACGGGCAACGUGGCGAUGAGAACGGUGCGGGAGCGAGUGCUGUGAGGUUGAGGGAAGGCGUGGCUAACGAGGGGGUGCAUGUGGAGCCCAGCGCUGCGGCUGGGAGAGUGGCUGAUGUGGCUGCGGCUGGGGGUGCAGCUGAUGUGGCUGCGGUUGUUGCACCUAGGAAAAGGGGCAGGCCACGGCGGCAGGUGGCUGCGACGCCGCGGUAAGUGAC
Molecule: messenger RNA, 368 nt
Organism: Astrephomene gubernaculifera
Lineage: Eukaryota; Viridiplantae; Chlorophyta; Chlorophyceae; Chlamydomonadales; Astrephomenaceae
Source: the annotation of a GenBank genome assembly